This is a messenger RNA of Hypanus sabinus (Atlantic stingray), 1042 nucleotides long. RefSeq names its product immunoglobulin lambda-1 light chain-like. The coding region runs from base 37 to 801 and encodes 254 amino acids. The record is from RefSeq and is a predicted model, not a curated record. The transcript is spliced from 3 exons. Lineage: Eukaryota; Metazoa; Chordata; Chondrichthyes; Myliobatiformes; Dasyatidae.
CCCCGGUGUUUGCAUAGCAGCGCACGGUUCGGUUGGAUGUUAGGUCGUUCGCUGACCGAAGGAAUGUCGCCAGUUCUGCAUCUCCUGUGGGCUCUCAUGGUCCAUUUACCAGGUAUCCUAGCGGUCCCAGUCCUCAAUCAGACCCUAGUAUCCGGUCCUGUCUCCGCGGGACAAACUGCCCGCUUAGAGUGCCGGAUGCAGAACGGAAACGUUGGAAGUUACGUAUUUGAGUGGGACCGACAUCGUCCCGGGAAGAGACCGGAGGGAGUGAUAAAGCAUUGGGCGAAUAAUAUCAUUCGCAGAGGACCCGGCAUCACCGAACGUUUCCAACCGUCCAGAGACACCUUCACGAACAGUCACAUCCUGACCAUCGGCAAAUUGGAGCCCGGAGACUCGGCCGUCUAUUACUGCAGAGUGUGGGAAAGUGGCGUGGCUUGGUUCUAUGGACCGGGGACGAUCCUGGAGAUAAAGAGUAGCGAGAGCAGAAAGCCCUCGGUUCUCCUGCUCCCUCCGUCCUCGGAGGAGACCGGUUCGGGUUCUGCCACCCUAUCCUGCCUCGUGAGCGGCUUUAAGCCUGGAUUGGUCGCGCUGCGCUGGAGCGUAGAUGGCGUCGAGACAGAGAGUGGCGUGACGACAGGCGCCGUGUCCCUGGACACCGACCAGACCUACAGACUGAGCAGUUACCUGCGGGUUCCCGUCGCUGCCUGGAACAUGGGCUCGAACUAUUCCUGCAGCGUGAGUCACAGCUCGCUGAGCUCGCCGCUGCGCAAAACCAUCUCUUCAUCCGCCUGUGCGCAGUGAGAGUGUGCCUGCUGGGUGCGCACCAAUGCAGUGAAACCUGCACUAGCGCUGUCUAGCUGCCGUCUGCAAUGUAAUUCUGUAACAAAUAUCCGUUUCUGGGAACUAAGAAAAUGCUUAAUAAAUUUAGAGAUGAAUGUUUUGAUCGCCCAUCGCCCAAUGUUUGCGACGUGUAAUCCAAUGUAGAAUGUACCUCACACUGCUGUGUCUGAACUUUUGCUGUUUGCAAAAUGGGGAGAGAACC